GAAGCACUAUAAGAGCCUCCGCUGCGGAUCACCUCUGGGACCAGAUCCAGGACCUGAGCAGGUGCUGAUCCGCGAUGGGGGUUCAUGGCCUGACCACUUUGAUGGAGAAAAACCAGAAGGUCUACCGGGACGUCCGGUGCAGGGGGAGCCGGCUGGUGAUUGAUGGUUGCAACCUCCUCUACGCGUUGUACUUCGACUCGGGGUUGGACCAGAACCACGGAGGGGAGUACGCUAGCUUCGAGGUCCUGAUUGAGAAGUUUAUCCGUGCCCUCAGAGACUGCAGCAUCUCUCCGUACGUGGUGCUGGACGGGGGCUCUGACCCCACCGACAAGAAGCUGCAGGAGGUCACUCGCAGAGCAGGGGAACGGAUCAAGAGGGCCAACCGAGCGGCAGUGAGGGGAGGGCGGGAGGACAUUCUGCCAGCGCUGGCCAAGGUGGUGCUCCUCCAGACGCUGGCCCGGCUGGAGGUCCGGUUUGCUCAGUGCUACGGAGAGGCCGACCGGGAGGUCGCCGCCCUGGCGAAGGAGUGGCGCUGCCCGGUGCUCUCCGGGGACAGCGACUUCUACGUCUUCGACCUGCCGGCAGGCAUUCUGCCCCUCUCCUACUUCUGCUGGGAGGACGUGCAGCGGAGCGGCUCCCAGAGCUUCAUCCGCUGCAGGAGCUACAACACCUCCAGCUUCAGCAUCUUAUUUGGCGUCCAGAAGCAGAUGCUGCCUGCCUUUGCUGCUUUGGCCGGGAACGACUACGUAAAGCUGGAGGGCACUGAGCUGGCCCGGUUCGGCCCGCAGGGCACGGGGCGGACGAGCCACCUGGAAUGGCUGCUCCGCUGGCUGAGGGACUUCCAGUGGCCUUCGGAGGCCUUGGAAGCGGCGCUGGGGCUGAUGGAAGAUCUGAGCGUUGACAGGAGGGCGGAGCUUCUGAGGGGCCUGCACCUGGGGAUGGAGGAGUAUCAGAUCCCCUCCAGCUCCCUCAGCAAGUUCUUCAUCGACGAGACGCCUCCUCCUCCCCCGGAGGAACAGGACUGGGGUCUCGUCCCUCAAUGGACCCGGCUCCCUUUGAGCCAGGGCCGGCUGUCCUCGGAGGUCCUGGAUGUGUUGCUGCUGAAGAGGAAGUCCCUCCGCAUCCCGGUGGACCGUGGUGACUCGCCCAGCGCUCACCUGGCCUCCAGGCCGCUCCGCCAGGUGAUGUACGGGCUGUUGCUAGGCAACGGGAAGGAGGUGCAGGAGAGGGACCGAGAGGGACUCCAGCUGAAGUUAAUCCAGGUCGGAACGGCCUUCACCAAGAGCUCCAGGGGGCUGGUCCUCCCCUCACUGCAUCAGGUGGAGCCCCCCAAGCGACUGAAAGUGCUGCUCGAGGCUCUGCAGGUGAGCGAGGAGCCUCUGAGCCGCCUGCCCCCUCCUCUGCGCCUCCCAGUGGCCGCCACCUGCUACUGGCUGCAGAGCGCCGUGCCGCCUCCUGAAGAGGAGCUGCUAGGGGCCCUGCUGCUGGGACUCAGUGCUGGGAACACUGGGAGACUCAGUGCUGAGGGUACUGGGGGACCCGGAGAAGCAAGAACGAGCAGCACAACCUGUGUGAGGCGGCACGUGGGCGUGUCUCACUCCUUCAACCAAUGGCAGAGCUGCCUGGAGGUCAGCAUCCAGCUGAACCAGCUGCUGGGCUUCCCCUUACCUGAGCCCCAGAUCGCUAGGUUGUUUGAGGGGACUUUGGUCCACCAGCUGGUUCGCAGAAUGAAAUCUGGAAGAAAAGUGUCUGUGGAGAACAAGCCUCUGAUUGAGAAACUCUAUAAAACCUGUCAGAACGUCGUCAAUCAGUUUCACACUCAGGAGACUUCAGAGAACCAGAAGACGCAGAAGAACUCAGAGACCUGGACCUUAGACACUUUACAGAGCCAGAAGACUCACAAGAUUUUAGAGGCUCAAGAAAAGACGUCUCCUCUGCAGCGCCGUCCUCUGGACGAACUGACCCCCGACCUGCAGCGCCUAUUCCUCCUGAACGAGGACGAGGCGACUGAAGCCAGAUCCUCCAUUAGGGUUCAGGAGGACCUGCGGCUCUGCGAGAUGGUGUCGGUGAGGUACAGAGCUAAAGGGGGACGCAACAAGUCCAAGCACUGACCUCCUCUGGUCUCAGCGGACCAUCAGCAAGGGACAUUCUUGCUUUUUUCUUGUUAUUUUACCAACGUGUACGUCGUACAUUCCAUAAUUUUCAUAUUUAAAUAAGUUGAUCAUUUAAUUAUUUGAAUCAUCUCUGUCAUAUGACCUGAAUGUAUUGUUCAUCUUCUACAUCAGGAGACGGAUCCUCCUCUGACCUUCUCCCCACAGAAGGGCUUUCAUUCACUGUAAAGCCCUCUGAGGCAAAACUGUAAUUUGCGAUUUUGGGUUAUACAAAAUAAAAUGAAUUCAUCCAUA
Messenger RNA from Gasterosteus aculeatus aculeatus (three-spined stickleback), 2405 nucleotides. Its product is annotated as single-strand DNA endonuclease ASTE1-like. The record is from RefSeq and is a predicted model, not a curated record. NCBI's taxonomy places the organism in Eukaryota, Metazoa, Chordata, Actinopteri, Perciformes, Gasterosteidae. Gene Ontology annotation, molecular function: nuclease activity.